This is a messenger RNA of Manis javanica (Malayan pangolin), 8736 nucleotides long. RefSeq names its product tenascin C (gene TNC). The record is from RefSeq and is a predicted model, not a curated record. Gene Ontology annotation, molecular function: protein binding. Gene Ontology annotation, biological process: regulation of cell adhesion. Gene Ontology annotation, cellular component: perisynaptic extracellular matrix. Lineage: Eukaryota; Metazoa; Chordata; Mammalia; Pholidota; Manidae.
AGCCCGCCCCGAGUGGCAGAUGCAGAGCUGCAGAUCCUGCUCCCUCUCACUCCCUGCGCUUCUGUCUCAGUUAGAAAUUACAGUUUGGGGAUCAAAUCAAAAAUCACACUUCACUAACGGCUGCUCUGAGUCGGUGCAGGAGGCAAGGGAAGCAGGAAUUCCUACUUUCGCCUAAAUUGUAUGCAAAUGGGCUCCUUUCCUGGCAAAGAGCAGGGGAGUGAGUAGCCUUUCAUGAGCUAACCCUGUUCCACUGGGAGGGCUGUGCCUUUAAUUCACCAACUGAAAAAGUGGGAAAGGAUGUCUGGAGGCGAGGCGUCCCAUUACAGAGGAAAGAGCUCACUAUAUAAGCCAGGCAAAGCUGGCUGCUCUGGCCACAGGCUGCCUACUGUCCCACGCGCUCCCGCGCAGACCCGCACACACCAGCCCCUCCUGUGCACAAAGACGGUGAGGGCGCGGAGUGACGCUGGGGGGGCAGCGCAUGUGGGGGCCCUGCCGCUCCUCACCUCCAGGUACCCAGUCCGUGGAGCUGCUGGUUCACUCAAGGAUCUAGGUCUCUCCCAACUCCGGAAAGAAGAGAAGUCUUUCAAGUUCAGGGACAACUAUUUGGAGUCUAUCCUGUGCUUCCAGAUCCCCAAUUCUGCUUGAGAGUGAGACAUCCUAGGACCACAGAACCCCAGAAACAUUCAGCCAAACCUGCCUCCACCAUGGGGGCCGUGACUCCGCUGUUGGCGGGCAUCUUCCUAGCUUUGCUCGCUCUCCCUACAGAAGGGGGGGUCCUCAAGAAAGUCAUCCGGCACAAGCGACAGAGUCAGGUGAAUGUCACCCUGCCAGAGGAAAACCAGCCAGUGGUGUUCAACCACGUCUACAACAUCAAGCUGCCUGUAGGGUCCCAGUGCUCGGUGGACCUGGAAUCAGCCAGUGGGGAGAAGGACUUGGCUCCAGCGUCAGAGCCCAGCGAGAGCUUCCAGGAGCACACCGUAGAUGGGGAAAACCAGAUCGUCUUCACGCACCGCAUCAACAUCCCCCGCCGGGCCUGUGGCUGUGCCCCGGCUCCGGACGUCAAGGAGCUUCUGCACAGGCUGGAGGAGCUGGAGAACCUGGUGUCGUCCCUGCGGGAGCAAUGCAUGGCAGGAGCAGGCUGCUGUCUCCAACCUGCUGAAGGUCGCCUGGACACCAGGCCCUUCUGCAGUGGCCGUGGCAACUUUAGCACAGAAGGAUGUGGCUGUGUUUGUGAACCUGGCUGGAAAGGCCCCAACUGCUCUGAGCCUGAAUGUCCAGGCAACUGUCACCUGCGAGGCCAGUGCCUCGCUGGACAGUGCAUCUGUGAUGAGGGCUUCUCUGGGGAUGACUGCAGCCAGCUGGCCUGCCCCAGUGACUGUAGUGACCAGGGCAAGUGCCUGGAAGGGGUCUGCGUGUGUUUCGAAGGUUACGCAGGGGCUGACUGCAGCCAGGAGGUCUGCCCGGUGCCCUGCAGCGAGGAGCACGGCCGGUGUGUGGAUGGCCGGUGCGUGUGCCACGAUGGCUUCGCAGGUGACGACUGCCGUGAGCCCCUGUGCCUCAACAACUGCCACAACCGUGGGCGGUGCGUGGAGAAUGAGUGUGUGUGCGACGAGGGCUUCACUGGCGAAGACUGCAGCGAGCUCAUCUGCCUCAACGACUGUUUUGACCGUGGCCGCUGCGUCAACGGCUCCUGCUUCUGCGAGGAAGGCUUCACAGGCGAGGACUGCAGCCAGCUCACCUGCCCGAAUGCCUGCAGUGGCCAGGGCCGGUGCCAGGUGGGCCAGUGCGUGUGCAACGAGGGCUUCGCCGGCGCGGACUGCAGUGAGAAGAGGUGUCCUGCUGAUUGUCACCACCGCGGUCACUGCACUGACGGGCAGUGUGAGUGUGAUGAUGGCUUCACGGGAGCCGACUGCAGUGAGCUCCAGUGUCCCAAUGGCUGCAGUGGCCACGGCCACUGCAUGAAUGGGCAGUGUGUGUGUGACGAGGGCCACACCGGGGAGGACUGCAGCCAGCUGCGGUGCCCCAACGACUGUAACAGCCGGGGCCGCUGUGUGCAGGGCAGGUGUGUGUGUGAGCAAGGUUUCCAGGGCUAUGACUGCAGCGACAUGAGCUGCCCCAGUGACUGCCACCAGCAUGGCCGCUGCGUGAAUGGCAUGUGCGUCUGUGACGACGGCUACACGGGUGAAGACUGCCGGGACCGGCGAUGCCCUAGGGAUUGCAGCAGCCGGGGCCGCUGUGUGGAUGGGCAGUGCAUGUGUGAGGAUGGCUUCACCGGCCCCGACUGUUCAGAGCUCUCCUGUCCCAGUGACUGCCACGGCCAGGGCCGCUGCAUGGAUGGCCAGUGCGUGUGCCAUGAUGGCUUCAUGGGCAAAGACUGCAAGGAAAGAAGGUGCCCCAGCGACUGUCACGGCCAGGGCCGCUGUGAGGACGGCCAGUGUAUCUGUCACGAGGGCUUCACUGGCCCAGACUGCGGGCAGCGCUCCUGCCCCAAUGACUGCAGUAACUGGGGGCAGUGCGUCACUGGCCGCUGCAUUUGCAGUGAGGGCCACACCGGGGAAGACUGCUCUGAGGUGUCCCCUCCCAAAGAACUCAUCGUGACCGAAGUGACAGAAGAGACCGUAAACCUGGCCUGGGACAAUGAGAUGCGGGUCACCGAGUACCUCGUCAUAUACACACCCACCCACGAGGAUGGCCUGGAGAUGCAGUUCCGUGUCCCUGGGGACCAGACGUCCACCACCAUCCGGGAGCUGGAGCCCGGCGUGGAGUACUUCAUCCGCGUGUUCGCCAUCCUGGAGAACAAGAAGAGCAUCCCCGUCAGCGCCAGGGUGGCCACUUACUUGCCAGCACCUGAAGGCCUAAAAUUCAAGUCCAUCAAGGAGACAUCUGUGGAAGUGGAGUGGGAUCCUCUGGACAUUGCUUUUGAAACGUGGGAGAUUAUCUUCCGGAAUAUGAAUAAAGAAGAUGAGGGAGAGAUCACCAAAAGCCUGCGGAGGCCAGAGACCACCUACCGGCAAACUGGCCUUGCCCCGGGGCAGGAGUACGAGAUAUCUCUGCACAUCGUGAAAAACAAUACCCGGGGCCCAGGUCUGAAAAGGGUAACAACCACCCGCCUGGAUGCCCCCAGCCAGAUAGAGGUGAAAGAUGUCACGGACACCACUGCUCUGGUCACCUGGUCCAAGCCAUUGGCUGAGAUCGACGGCAUCGAGCUCUCCUAUGGGAUCAAAGAUGUGCCAGGCGACCGGACCACCAUUGAUCUCACACACGAUGAGAGCCAAUACUCCAUCGGGAGCCUGAAGCCAGACACUGAGUACGAGGUGUCCCUCAUCUCCCGCAGGGCUGACAUGUCCAGCAAUCCGGCCAAAGAGACCUUCACAACAGGCCUGGACGCCCCAAGGAACCUCCGCCGCGUCUCCCAGACAGACACCAGCAUCACCCUGGAAUGGAAGAACGGCAAGGCCGCCGGUGACACUUACAGAAUCAAGUAUGCACCCAUCUCCGGAGGGGACCACGCUGAGGUUGAGGUGCCAAGGAGCCCCCACGCCACAACCAAAACCACGCUCACUGGUCUGAGGCCAGGAACUGAAUAUGGGAUUGGAGUGUCUGCUGUAAAGGGAGACAAGGAGAGUGACCCAGCCACCAUCAACGUGGCCACAGACAUAGAUGCACCCAAGGGCCUUCGGGUUUCUGAAACUACGGACACGAACCUGACCCUGCUCUGGAGGGCACCAUUGGCCAAGUUUGACCGUUACCGCCUCAACUACAGCUUUCCUUCAGGCCAGCCAGUGGAGGUGCCGCUUCCCAGGGACACCACCUCCUAUGUGCUGAGAGACCUGCAGCCGGGGCAGGAAUACACCAUCCUCCUCACAGCAGAGAAGGGCAGGCACAAGAGCAAGCCCGCGCGUGUGAAGGCAACCACAGACCCCAUCCCUGAGCUGGAAAACCUCUCUGUGACCGAGGCUGGCUGGGAUGGCCUCAGACUCGACUGGACCGCAGCUGACCAAGCCUAUGAGCACUUUGUCAUUCAGGUGCAGGAGGCCAACAGAGUGGACGCAACCCAGAACCUCACGGUGCCCGGCAGCCUGCGGACCGUGCACGUUCCUGGCCUCAAGGCCGCCACCCCGUAUAGAGUUACCAUCUAUGGGGUGAUCCGGGGCCAUAGAACACCAGUGCUGUCUGCUGACGCCUCCACAGGGGAAACUCCCAAUUUGGGAGAGGUCACGGUGUCCAAGGUGGGCUGGGAUGCCCUCAGGCUCGACUGGACUGCUCCACCAGGAGCCUAUGAACAGUUUUUCAUUCAGGUGCAGGAGGCUGACACAGUAGAGGCAGUCCAGAACCUCACAGUCCCAGGAGGGCAGAGGUCUGUGGACUUACCUGGACUCAAAACAGCUACUCGUUAUAACAUCACCAUCCACGGGGUCACCCAGGACUUCAGCACAACCCCUCUCUCUGUUGAGGUCUUAACAGAGGAGGUUCCAGAUCUGGGAAACCUCACAGUGAACAAGGUUAGCUGGGAUGCCCUCAUCCUGGACUGGACAGCCCCUGAUGGCAUCCAUGAUCAGUUUGUUGUUGAGGUCCAGGAGGGUGACCGGGCCGGAGAAGCUCGGAGUCUCACAGUUCCUGGCAACCUGCGCUCUGUGGAAAUCCCAGGCCUCAGGGCUGGAACCCCUUACACAAUCAGCCUGCACGGCGAGGUCAGGGGCCGUCGCACUCGACCCCUUGCUGUGGAGGUCAUCACAGAGGAGCUCCCUCAGCUGGGAGACUUAGCCGUGACCGAGGCUGGCUGGGAUGGCCUCAGACUCGACUGGACUGCAGCUGACCAAGCCUAUGAGCACUUUGUCAUUCAGGUGCAGGAGGCCAACAGAGUAGACACAGCCCAGAACCUCACGGUGCCUGGCAGCCUGCGGACCAUGCACGUCCCUGGCCUCAAGGCCUCCACCACUUAUAGAGUUACCAUCUAUGGGGUGAUCCGGGGCUAUAGAACACCAGUGCUGUCUACUGACGCCUCCACAGGGGAAACUCCCAAUUUGGGAGAGGUCACGGUGUCCAAGGUGGGCUGGGAUGCCCUCAGGCUCGACUGGACUGCUCCACCAGGAGCCUAUGAACAGUUUUUCAUUCAGGUGCAGGAGGCUGACACAGUAGAGGCAGUCCAGAACCUCACAGUCCCAGGAGGGCAGAGGUCUGUGGACUUACCUGGACUCAAAACAGCUACUCGUUAUAACAUCACCAUCCACGGGGUCACCCAGGACUUCAGCACAACCCCUCUCUCUGUUGAGGUCUUAACAGAGGAGGUUCCAGAUCUGGGAAACCUCACAGUGAACAAGGUUAGCUGGGAUGCCCUCAUCCUGGACUGGACAGCCCCUGAUGGCAUCCAUGAUCAGUUUGUUGUUGAGGUCCAGGAGGGUGACCGGGCCGGAGAAGCUCGGAGUCUCACAGUUCCUGGCAACCUGCGCUCUGUGGAAAUCCCAGGCCUCAGGGCUGGAACCCCUUACACAAUCAGCCUGCACGGCGAGGUCAGGGGCCGUCGCACUCGACCCCUUGCUGUGGAGGUCAUCACAGAGGAGCUCCCUCAGCUGGGAGACUUAGCCGUGACCGAGGCUGGCUGGGAUGGCCUCAGACUCGACUGGACUGCAGCUGACCAAGCCUAUGAGCACUUUGUCAUUCAGGUGCAGGAGGCCAACAGAGUAGACACAGCCCAGAACCUCACGGUGCCUGGCAGCCUGCGGACCAUGCACGUCCCUGGCCUCAAGGCCUCCACCACUUAUAGAGUUACCAUCUAUGGGGUGAUCCGGGGCUAUAGAACACCAGUGCUGUCUACUGACGCCUCCACAGCUGGAGAACCUGAAAUUGGAAACUUAAAUGUUUCCAGCGUAACUCCUGAAAGCUUCAAUCUCUCCUGGACAGCUACCGAUGGAGCCUUCGAGACUUUUACCAUUGAAAUUGUUGAUUUCAAUAGGUUCCUAGAGACGAUGGUAUAUAAUAUCUCUGGUGCUGAACGAACUGCCUACAUCUCAGGGCUACGCCCCAAUAAUGAUUUUAUUAUCUACCUCUCUGGCGUCGCUCCCAGCAUCCGGACCAAAACCAUCAGUGCCACAGCCACCACAGAGGCCCUGCCCCUUCUGGAAAACCUAACCAUUUCCGACAUUAAUCCCUACGGGUUCACAGUUUCCUGGAUGGCAUCGGAGAAUGCCUUUGACAGCUUCCUAGUAACGGUGAUGGAUUCUGGGAAGCUUCUGGACCCCCAAGAAUUCACACUUUCAGGAACCCAGAGGAAGCUGGAGCUUAGAGGCCUCAUAACUGGCAUUGGCUAUGAGGUUAUGGUCUCUGGCUUCAUCCAAGGGCAUCAGACCAAGCCCUUGAGGGCUGAGAUUGUUACAGAAGCCGAGCCAGAAGUUGACAACCUUCUGGUUUCCGAUGCCACUCCAGACGGUUUCCGUCUGUCCUGGACAGCUGAUGAAGGGGUCUUCGACAGUUUUGUUCUCAAAAUCAGAGACACCAAAAAGCAGUCUGAGCCACUGGAAAUAACCCUUCUUGCCCCCGAACGUACCAGGGACAUAACAGGUCUCAGAGAGGCCACUGAAUACGAAAUUGAACUCUAUGGAACAACUAGUGGAAGGCGAUCCCAGCCAAUCAGUGCCAUAGCAACAACAGCCAUGGGCUCCCCGAAGGAAAUCAUUUUCUCAGACAUCACUGAGAACUCGGCCACUGUCAGCUGGCUCGCACCCACUACCCAGGUGGAGAGCUUCCGGAUUACCUACGUGCCCAUGGCAGGAGGUACACCCUCAGUGGUAACGGUGGGUGGAACCGAGCCCCAGACCAGGCUGGUGAGGCUUCUGCCUGGCACGGAGUACCUCGUCAGCAUCAUCGCCAUGAAGGGCUUCGAGGAAAGCGAACCCGUCUCAGGAUCGUUCACCACAGCUCUGGAUGGCCCAUCUGGCCUGAUGACAGCCAACAUCACCAGCUCGGGAGCCCUGGCCACAUGGCAGCCAGCCAUUGCCCCUGUGGACAGUUACGUCAUCUCCUACACAGGGGAGAAAGUGCCAGAAAUCACACGCACCGUGUCCGGGAACAUGGUGGAGUAUGCCCUAACAGACCUCGAGCCUGCCACAGAAUACACGCUGAGGAUCUUUGCAGAGAAGGGGCCCCAGAAGAGCUCAAUCAUCUCUACCAAGUUCACAACAGAUCUUGAUCCUCCAAGAGACUGGACUGCUGCUGAAGUUCAGUCAGAAACUGCCCUCCUCACCUGGCGACCCCCCAGGGCAUCUGUCACCGGUUACCUAUUGGUGUAUGAAUCCGUGGAUGGUACAGUCAAGGAAGUCAUUGUGGGUCCAGACACCACCUCGUACAGCCUGGCAGAGUUGAGCCCAUCCACGCACUACACGGCCAAGAUCCAGGCAUUGAACGGGCCUCUGAGGAGCAGGCUGGUUCAGACCUUCUUCACCACAAUUGGACUCCUAUACCCGUUCCCCAGAGACUGCUCCCAAGCAAUGCUGAAUGGAGACACCACCUCUGGCCUCUACACCAUCUAUCUGAAUGGCGACAAGGCCCAGCCUCUGGAGGUCUUCUGUGACAUGACCUCAGAUGGGGGUGGAUGGAUCGUGUUCCUGAGACGCAAAAAUGGACAUGAGGAUUUCUACCGAAACUGGAAAGCCUAUGCUGCUGGGUUUGGGGACCGCAGAGAAGAAUUCUGGCUUGGGCUGGACAACCUGAACAAAAUCACAGCCCAGGGUCAGUAUGAGCUGCGGGUGGACCUGCGGGACCACGGGAAGACAGCCUACGCCGUCUACGACAAGUUCAGUGUGGGAGACGCCAAGACGCGCUACAAGCUGAAGGUGGAGGGCUACAGUGGUACAGCAGGUGACUCUAUGGCCUACCACAACGGCAGAUCCUUCUCCACCUUCGACAAGGACACAGACUCAGCCAUCACCAACUGCGCCCUGUCCUACAAGGGGGCUUUCUGGUACAAGAACUGUCACCGUGUCAACCUCAUGGGGAGAUAUGGGGACAAUAACCAUAGUCAGGGUGUUAACUGGUUCCACUGGAAGGGCCACGAAUAUUCAAUCCAGUUUGCUGAGAUGAAGUUGAGACCCAGCAGCUUCCGCAAUUUCGAAGGCAGGCGCAAACGGGCAUAAAUUCCAGGGACAGCUGGGUAAGAGAGGAGUAGGGUCCAGAGAAAGAAGAGAAUUUUACCAAAGUAUUAACACAACCAGCCCAACCAUCAAGCCCCAGCUGGACAUUUGGCAGCAGUGGAAGUUGACCAUGGGUCAUCGGGGCCAAUGGCAGAAGCACGGGUCUCACCCUCUGUGAUUGCUUCCUUCGCACCAAAGACCACAGUCUCCAACUGUUUUGUUGUUUGAAUCAGCAAGUCUUCCAGUGGCAACAUCACAGUGGUUUUCCUUCUCUUGGGCGGCUCUGGGAAGGGGAGAGGGGCAGGCUGUACAGUGGUAGUUUGUUUUAGUACCAGCUGUAUUUUACACAAAGCUGUAUAAUUAAUUGUCAUUAUUUUUGUUAGCAGUGAUUCAAUGUGUGUCAUUGGAAGGCGUCCCUUUUUCUACAUUUCGUACCACAGAAACCAGAAAAGCAAUACUGUUUCCUUUUUUAAGGAUAUGAUUAAUAUUAUUAAUAUAAUAAUAAUGAGGAUGAAAACUAAGGAUUUGUAAAGAGAUCUUCCUUCCCAAAACACAUCCGGACAGUACCUGAUUGUAUUUUUUUUUUAAAUAAAAGCACAGUACUUUUGAA